Messenger RNA from Adineta ricciae, 642 nucleotides. The record is from the annotation of a GenBank genome assembly. NCBI's taxonomy places the organism in Eukaryota, Metazoa, Rotifera, Eurotatoria, Adinetida, Adinetidae.
AUGUUGAUCGAAUACCUAGCAACUAUUCAAAAGGCAUAUUUCAACGAUGAAUCCAUUGAAAACAAGCCGCCAAACGAAGAAAUCCCAGCAGUCUCGGUGAAUAAAACCACACGUAGUAAUGACUAUAAAUGUAGCGAUCAUCCAUAUACAAUCCGGAUCGUUCAUCAUACACCGUUGAUUGUCUAUAUUGAAAAAUUUCUGAUUCCCACCGCGGUGGUGAAAUGUAUCGAAGAGCGAUUUGCUCGAUUUCAAGGUAAUCUAGAUCUUGAAUACCUCGAACCAUUACAAGUAGUCAAAUACACAUCUGAGCAAGAGUUCAAACCACACUACGAUUGGUUUCCUACGGAUGAUUUAGUACAGAGUAGUGACCAAAGACUAACGACCUUCGUCACCUAUCUUUAUUCGAAUUGCUCACGAGGCGAAACUGAAUUUCUCAAGAUUCCGUUUCACAAAUCGGGCCUUCGAUUUCCUCCAAUAUCUGGAAAUAGUAUUUUUUGGUACAAUGUAGAUGAUCAAGGAAAAGGUGAUGCUUCGACAUAUCAUGCUGGUAGACCACCGAAAGACGGCGGUCUGAAAAUUGGAUUGAACACCUGGACACGUUCAAAGAAAAUAACGACAAAAAAGCGAAAGGAUGUUAUGUAA